Messenger RNA from Centruroides sculpturatus (bark scorpion), 2607 nucleotides. RefSeq names its product stromelysin-3-like (gene Mmp1). The transcript has 11 exons. NCBI's taxonomy places the organism in Eukaryota, Metazoa, Arthropoda, Arachnida, Scorpiones, Buthidae. The coding region runs from base 244 to 1977 and encodes 577 amino acids. Gene Ontology annotation, cellular component: extracellular matrix. Gene Ontology annotation, molecular function: zinc ion binding; metalloendopeptidase activity. The record is from RefSeq and is a predicted model, not a curated record. Gene Ontology annotation, biological process: extracellular matrix organization; proteolysis; collagen catabolic process.
AAGAAGAAACCGAACCCAUUCUACUUAACUAUUAUUAUUCAAGCGGAAACACUAGACUAGAGAAUCCACGUGGUGACUAAUUUAUCUCAAAGCGCAGGCGCAGUGUAGUUUUCUCUUCUCCCAUUGGCCGGACGUACCGGUAAAUGACUCAACUCGCACCGAACGAUAAAUAGCGAGCGGUUGUUUCAUUCUCGUCAGUCAUGCCAAAGUGAGUAGCGACGUUUAUCGUCGAUCCUUACAAACAUGUUCUCCCUUCUGGUUCUAGUCUUGGCCCGCGCGCUCCUCGUUAAGGCAACGUCCGAGUUCAUUUCCACCCCCGUCCAGGCCAUGAUGUAUUUGCAACGUUUCGGAUACAUGGACCAAACGAAAGGAAAUUCGGCUUCUCUCCUGACAGAAGACUCCGUCAAAUUAGCUAUUAAGGACUUCCAAAGAUUCGCGGGUUUAAACGAAACAGGUAUCUUAGACAAUCAGACUCUGGUUAUGAUGAAUGUGCCUCGCUGUGGAGUCCGAGAUCGUGUCGGUCACGGGGAUCUGGCAAGAAAGAAACGUUACACACUUCAAGGCAGUAGAUGGAGAGUGACUGAUUUAACUUAUCGCAUUAGCAAAUAUCCAAGGAGGCUGAAAGACCGACAGAAAGUAGAUAAAGAAAUUGCCAGAGCAUUCAAAGUUUGGAGUGAUAUGACCCCUCUCAAUUUCACUGUUCGAAAGAGUGGUAGAGUUCAUAUCGAUGUGAGAUUUGAAGUAGGAGAGCAUGGAGAUGGUGAUCCUUUUGAUGGGCCAGGAAAAACUCUAGCUCAUGCAUUCUUUCCCCAAUUUGGUGGAGAUGCACAUUUUGACGAUGAAGAAAAGUGGACGAUCAAUGAAUAUUCAGGAACCAAUUUGUUUCAAGUGGCUGCACAUGAGUUCGGCCACUCGUUAGGUCUGUCACACUCCGACGUUAAAUCUGCUUUAAUGGCACCUUUCUACAGAGGUUAUCAAUCUACCUUUCAAUUAGAUGAAGAUGACAUUCUUGCUAUUCAAGCUCUUUAUGGUGAUAACAGAGAUAAGCCUUCUCGUCCUGCACAACCAGAAACAGGUCAUAAGCCUAGACCAAAACCAGACAAUGGAGAUGCUCCUGAUCUCUGCCAGGAUGCAAAUAUGGAUGCUGUAACUAGGACUCAAGAUGGAAAUACUUAUGUCUUUAAAGGCGAUUAUUACUGGCAAAUACUUGAAGAUGGUAUUGCUGAUGGAUAUCCUCGCCUCAUUUCUGAAGACUGGGAAGGUCUACCAGGUAACAUUGAUGCAGCUCUUACUUGGACAGAUGGAAAAACUUUCUUUUUCAAGAAAGAUCAAUAUUGGAGAUUUAUGAAUAAAAAGAAAAGCAGUGGCUAUCCAAAAUCACUUAGUGUUGGGUUUACUGGUAUACCAAAUAAUGUUGAUGCUGCAUUUGUAUGGAGUGGUAAUGGGAAGACUUAUUUCUUUAAAGGAAAUCAAUAUUGGAGAUUUGAUAGCAGGAAUGAUCCACCCGUGAGUGAUAGGUAUCCUCGGCCUAUAAGUAAUUGGAAUGGUUUACCCGAUAGAGUUGAUGCUGCCUUCCAGUGGAAAAAUGGACGGACUUAUUUCUUUAAAGGAAAAAAUUAUUAUAGAUUUAAUGACAGGACUUUUGCUGUUGACAGUAGUGAUAAUCCAUAUCCACGUUCAACAGCAGUCUGGUGGUUUGAUUGUAGAUCUAUUUCACAAACUCAACCUAGAAGUUUGGGACUGACGGUUGAUACAGAAUCUAUUGAAGAGAAUGAGAGAAAAAUAGUACCAGUUGAUAGCAAUGGUGAGGGAAGUUAUAACUAUGAUUUGCUUCAAAAUGGAGCAGGCAAGGAAGCUAGUCCAAUACCUAAACAUUCUCCUCAACUUGGUAGUGAUAAUGGCAAUAACGGGUCCAAAACUCUUUCUUCAGUUUUAUCAACUGUUCUCCUACUGUGUGGAAUUUAUCUUAUGAUAUAAUACGAAUUGACACAUGAAGUGCUUUUAAUGUCAUUAGUGCCGAAUUUAACGGCAAAACAAAACUUGGUUUUAUGUAUGUAAAUUAAUUGAGCCGAGAAUGUCUGACUGGUCAGGCGCUCAAUGCAACAAAAAAGAAAAAGAAAUUUACAUUAAGUUCUAUGCUGAAAGUCAUAUUGUUUUUUCAUUGCACAAGAUGUUAUUGAAUGUUGUUUAUUGUUAUCAAAGUGUCAAACCUUAUUUUGACUAUACAUAACUAUAUUCUCAUUAAAAAUGGAUUUUUAUGCUGCUGAAAUAAGAUUAAAAACAUUAUUCAUAAAUCUGGCUGGUAACCAGAUUUAUAAAUAAUAAUCCUAAGGUUUACAGGAAAAAAGAAAAAUAACUUUUUGAUAGGAGCAUAUAGGCAGCAUAAAUUUCUUUUGAACCUAUCAUUCUUCAAGGCCACAUUUUGUAAAUUGGCGUUAACUCUGUCCGUCCGUUUUUAUUCUUCAUCUACAUGUAUUGUAUGGAUGUUUAUAUAUAUAUAUAUUGUAUAUUUUAUAUUGUGUUGAUCACAGUUAUACAUUUAUAUAAUAAUCUUCUACUCAGAAUAACAUUUUAAAAGAAAUGUAAAAAUAGUCUUAUACUGUAUUA